Stereum hirsutum FP-91666 SS1 is the source of this 966-nucleotide messenger RNA. RefSeq lists its product as uncharacterized. The annotation marks the transcript as partial. The record is from RefSeq and is a predicted model, not a curated record. The transcript is spliced from 2 exons. Lineage: Eukaryota; Fungi; Basidiomycota; Agaricomycetes; Russulales; Stereaceae.
UCCGCAAAUCCAUCGUCGUCCGCAAAAGCCCUCUGGACAUACAUCGAACCCGCCCUCUUCCACAUCCUCCGCUCUCCCUCCAACAAUCCCUCAAAACCACCCGUCCUCGACGUCGCAUACCACGUCGGCAUACACACCGCAGUUUACAACUACUUCACCGCUCCAGACUCCAACCAACCCUCCUCUCCGCUCCCGCCGCUCUCCGAACUUGCUUUCGACGGCGGAAAUGGUGACGAGUUUCGCGAUGUCGUUCGCGAGGGGCUCUACUCCCAGCUCGACGAUUAUUUUGCAGAAGUAGCUCGCGAAAUUCUUUUGGGCGCCGCUCAGGACGAAUCAACGCUCAUCCAGUACCUUGUUCCUGCAUUCACCCGCUUCUCGUCCGGCGCACGAUCCGUCGACCGCCUUCUCAGCUACGUCAACAGACACUACGUCAAACGCGUCGCGAGCGAGGAUAAAGGCUGGCUGGCCAUCAGCGACCUCAUAGACCAAGAAGAGCUCUCCACAAUACGCCUCGUCGAAGCCCGUGCCAAACUCUCCAUCAGAUUGCGCGAUCGACGAGCAGAAGAGCUGAAGAAGUGGGGAUACGACCCAAACGUCGAUCCUCCCGAGCGUCGCACCGAAGCAGAAGCAUCUGCCGAGGCCGCCAGUGGCCUGGAUCGUGUAGUCCCAUUGAUCUCCCUAGCUCAUCGGCGGUUCAGAGUAGAGGUUCUCGAGCCGCUUCUUGCAGUACCAAAGGCGAAGGGGAAGGGGAAGAAGAAAGGGAAGACAAAAGCGCCACCCGCAGCUCAAUCGAAUGGAGGGGCGGAGAAGCCCUCGGGUCCCAAGGGUAGACUUGCGCGAGCGGUGAAGGAGCUGUUGGAGUCUAAGGAGGGCGAUGAGCAGGAAAGGAGGACUCUGGCGGAGGGUGUGGCCAGAAUGCUAGCCGUGACCGGUGUUCGACCGGAACAUCCACUACGGCGACGUUUG